Messenger RNA from Drosophila bipectinata, 1197 nucleotides. RefSeq names its product osteopetrosis-associated transmembrane protein 1. The record is from RefSeq and is a predicted model, not a curated record. Lineage: Eukaryota; Metazoa; Arthropoda; Insecta; Diptera; Drosophilidae. Gene Ontology annotation, cellular component: cytosol.
UUCUUUCGAAAGAACCCGAAAAUCAAAACAUGCCGAGUCUUUGUUUUUAUUUGGGGCUUUUUCUAACCCUCAGCUGUCAGGUUAACCUGUUGCUGGCGGCUAAGAACAAAAGCUGCUCCACAAUGGUAAAAGAAUUGGGUGAUGCCCAAAGCAAGUUUAUCUACUGCGCCACGGUAAAGUCAGUGCCCGUGAAUCUUUGUGUCGGAUGCAAGGAUCUCUACGGUAAUCUUCAGGAAGAAUUUGGAGCUUUAACGGCGGAUGCCAAUUGUUCUCAGCUGUACCUGAACUCGGAUCGCAUUAAAAUCGUAGCUACUACACAAGGAAUCCUCACUGGACUAUGGGAUAAGGCUAAUUGUCAUGACUGCUUCGUAAGAAACAAUUCGAUAAAGUACGACAUGCUUUCCACAACUUUGAGUGGGUGCCUGAAAAAUUCAAACGAGAAUAAUGUUUGCACCGAAUGCAAGCUAGCCUAUUUGGAUUUAAACAAUUUCUACAUGGACAUGGAAAAGGCAAGCAAGGGCCAAGUCUGUUUCGAUCUCCAGGACAAUAUGAAUCGCACUCGUCUACACUGGUCAAAGGAGCUCAAGUGCUGCCAGCGUGAAGUCAAGCUGAUUAAUUUUCUGAUUGCCGUGGGUGUGGUUGUACUACUGCCCAUAGUCACGUUCUAUGUUACAGCGAUUGUCGUAACGAAACGGCGUGAAGCAAACCACGAACUGCUGAACGAGCUGGAACCCGAAUUGGAUGCCCCAUCCACAUCGGCUCUUAUUACCGCCGCUGUUUUGUCUACAAGAACUGAACCUUCCAAUGAAAUCUCCGCAAGAAAUGAGAAAAUAGCCGAAGUGUUGCACCAACCCGCAGAUCAUGAUUCAGACUCGGAUGAGGCGCGUUUGAAACCAAAAGUAGCAAGAAGAAGUCAUCCUGAUUCCGAAACAGAUGCUUCAAGCGAUGAUGAGCCACACUCAAGGGCGAAACAUCUAAAUGCCCAGAGGUCUGAUUACUCCAGUGAUGACGAGCCUAUUGUGAAACCAAAGAGGGCGUAAUAGGAACAUACCCGAAGGUACUAUAUACUUCUCACACAAUAAUUUAUGGAGAUAUUUAAGUCUCUAAAUGCCAGACGAGUACUUGGUCACAUCUAUGGCUGGUACCAAAAAAAAUAUUAUAUUUUUCUAUAACUAAUAUUUACAUAUAUAUGCCAUG